GUAAUCUGCAUAAUUUAUGAUUCUUGGCGCUGACAGGCAUAUUUUAACUUACGGGAAGACGCCAAUCGAUUUUCUGCACGCAGCUUGCUCUUGAUCCUCGAAGAGCAAAUUUGUUUCUUUACCUUGUCAAGAUCUUGUGCAUCGGCGAAAUGGCUACUGAACAACCUGCGAAACGGAGAUGUCUGGGCACGGAAUGCCCCAACGACGCCGGUUCCCUGCAAUGCCCGACAUGUUUAAAGGUUGGAAAGGAGAGCUUUUUCUGCUCUCAGGACUGUUUCAAGAAGAGCUGGGGUGAUCACAAGGCCGUCCACAAGACCGCAAACACCGGCCAUUAUAACCCGUUCCCUACCUACCCUUUUACCGGCUCCGUGAGACCCGUUUAUCCUCUGUCGUCGCGUCGGCAGGUCCCCUCGUCGAUUAAGCAGCCCGAUUACGCCAAGACGGGCAUUCCGCGCUCGGAACAGAUUUUCGUUGGCCGAAAUAAGAUUACUAUACUGGACAAGCAGCAGCAGGAUGCGAUGCGCAAGGUCUGCAAGCUGGGCCGUGAGGUUUUGGAUAUUGCCGCCCGUGCUACCAAGCCCGGCGUGACGACGGACUAUAUCGAUGAGGUUGUUCACAAGGCUUGCAUGGAGAGAGAUUGUUACCCUUCUCCGUUAAACUACUGCCACUUCCCCAAAUCGUUAUGCACGUCGCCCAACGAGGUCAUUUGCCACGGCAUUCCGGACCAGCGGCCGCUCGAAGACGGCGACAUUUUGAACCUUGACAUCAGCGUCUACCACGGCGGUUUCCACGCCGACCUCAACGAGACAUACUAUGUCGGGGACCGGGCCAAGGCCGACCCGGAGUCGGUGCGCGUGGUCGAGACGGCGCGCGAGUGUCUGGACAAGUCCAUUGAGAUUGUCAAGCCGGGAAUGCUGUUCCGCGAUCCCGGCACCGUGAUUGAGAAGCACGCCAAGAGCCGCGACUGCAGCGUCGUCAAGACGUACUGCGGACACGGCAUCAACCAGCUCUUCCAUGCCACGCCCAAUAUCCCACAUUAUGCCAAGAACAAGGCCGUCGGAACGGCGCGAGAGGGCAUGUGCUUUACCAUUGAGCCCAUGAUCUGUCUGGGAACGCACAAGGACAAGACGUGGCCUGAUGACUGGACCAGUGUUACCGCCGAUGGCAAGCGCACUGCUCAAUUUGAACACACCCUCCUCGUCACGGCCGACGGCGUCGAAGUCUUGACCGCCCGACUGCCCGACUCUCCUGGCGGUCCUAUCCCUAUGCCGAGCGCAACAAAUGGCGACGCAUCAGCAGCCAAACCCGCUGUUAACGGUUCAUAGACUCCCUUUUCUUUUUUCUUUUCCUUUUCCUUUUCCCCUCUUUUCUUGUCCCUAUACUGCAAUUCCAUACUCAAAAGCGAUCCAAGGGCACAAGCAUCACCCAAGUUCACUAUUUUCAUUUGACUACUCCUUAUGUACAUGGGCGGUAUCAGGAGCAAGACUCUAUAUCUCUUUCUUUCUCUCUCAUAUAGAAAUAAGCAUUGCAAUAUAGCCUUGUCAUGUCCAGCCUGUAACUCUGCAUUCCUGUUUCCUGUCUACUGUCCCCUGUCUACUGUACUCCUGUACUGCUAUACCACUGUACUACUGUAAUAUUGUUAGUUCAAACGAGGUCUGACUGCGAGUAUGUCUACACUCAAAUCGUGGCAGUCAUGGCAGUCAUGGCAGUCGUGGCAGUCAGGCACUUGACAGUUUUGACACUUGGACAAGAUACGAACCACAUGGCACACAAGUCAAUGACUGAAUGGUA
Messenger RNA from Xylona heveae TC161, 1791 nucleotides. RefSeq names its product putative methionine aminopeptidase, type I. Bases 150 to 1325 code for a protein of 391 amino acids. The record is from RefSeq and is a predicted model, not a curated record. Gene Ontology annotation, molecular function: metalloaminopeptidase activity. NCBI's taxonomy places the organism in Eukaryota, Fungi, Ascomycota, Xylonomycetes, Xylonales, Xylonaceae. The transcript is spliced from 5 exons. Gene Ontology annotation, biological process: proteolysis.